UCUCUCUCACAUAUUGUCUCUCUAAUUAAUCUUAAUCUCUCAUAUAUUUAGUUUUUGUCUCAUAGAAAGAGAGAGAGGAUCGGACAUUGAAGAAAUGGAUUCGAAGUCGUUUCUGCCAUUGUUUCUGCUGAUCUCUUCGUGGGUUUCGACGGGGUUCUGCCGGAGCCUCUUGGAUCUGGCCGGCGAGAGCCUCACCGACGGCUCGAUGUCGUGCAUCCAGAAGUUGUUGCCUUGCCAACCCUAUUUACACCCACCUCCCUCGUUGUCGUCACCGCCGCCGGCCACCUGUUGCACCCCGCUCAAGGAGAUGCUCUCCGCCGAUUCCAACUGCCUGUGCCAGGUCUUCAACAACGUUGUUCUUCUCAAGAAGUUCAACCUCACUCAGGACGAUGCCCUGAAACUUCCAAAAGCUUGUGGCGCCGCCGCCGACAUCUCCCUUUGUGAAAAAGAUGGUGUCACACCAAGUAAUUCACCCACAACCCCAGCAGAUGCAAAUCCUACCAACACUAAGUCUACUUCGGGUAACAGCGGAAGCAGAGAGAGUGGAGCUGGUAGGGUAGGCGCCAAUGGGCCAGUUUAUGCCAUUCAUCAUCAUGUGAUUAUGGGCACAAUGUUGGCCAUAUUGUUCUAA
Molecule: messenger RNA, 631 nt
Organism: Diospyros lotus (date-plum)
Lineage: Eukaryota; Viridiplantae; Streptophyta; Magnoliopsida; Ericales; Ebenaceae
Product: non-specific lipid transfer protein GPI-anchored 3
Exons: 3
Coding region: 95-631 (178 amino acids)
Source: RefSeq, a predicted model, not a curated record